Molecule: messenger RNA, 567 nt
Organism: Diversispora eburnea
Lineage: Eukaryota; Fungi; Glomeromycota; Glomeromycetes; Diversisporales; Diversisporaceae
Source: the annotation of a GenBank genome assembly
AUGUCAUUAGAGCUUGAAUUGUUGAAACAACGAGUUAUCAACCUUGAGAUUGAAAAUUCUUCAGUUUCUCCGAACUUAUCAGUAACUUUACAAACACCUAUUCCAUCAUCUAUUAUUGCUCAUUCUGGCACGGAUAAUAACACCAAUUCUGUAAAUCUCGAGCAGACACAAAGUGCUAUUUCUCCUGAAAUAAACUCUAACAAUAAUCUUGACCAUCUCAGCUCCACUGAAAAAGUAGAAAAUAUACUAGAUAAUAUAUCUAACCACUCUACGACCGCUUCCAACAAUUCUGAUAUACAUCAGGAAUCUAUCAUAUCUAGUCAUGAAGAAUUAGAGAUCUCCAUAUCUCCUAUCCCCGCGGAAACCAUAUCACUGGAAGAGAAAGAAGAAAACAAAUUCCUAAAUUCGAUGCAUAAGGAAACGGUUAGUAAAGAGAUAAUGGAGAGAAUUAGGAAGAAGAAACUUUGGGAUCAAGAGUUACUCUCAACUCCUGAUAUUUUGCAUGAGCGAAGUUUAAUACAAGAAAAAUGCCAAGAAAUUUUCGUCACGAACUUACGUGACGAUUGA